This is a messenger RNA of Amoebophrya sp. A120, 4743 nucleotides long. Lineage: Eukaryota; Dinophyceae; Syndiniales; Amoebophryaceae. The record is from the annotation of a GenBank genome assembly.
GUCGGUUGCACUACAAUUCAGUCAAAAGACUACUUUCAAAAUAAAAUAUCCGAACCAGUCCGCCGUGUCGUGCGUACCGACUGCAUGGAGACGAGCAUGGCAGUCCAACGGGAAGAGGAGAGCGGGCCCUUCGUGGUAAGUGUCAUGACAAGCGACAGAAAGUCACGACCUUCCUCGUCACCAGCUUCCGGAAUCCAGAGCCGCGGCGUCAUUGGCGUCCUUGCGGUGCAGGGCGGCUUUAUGGGAGUGUCAGUUGGGAUAUCAACGGAACGGAAGCCUUUUGAUCCGUAACUCAGUUCUUGCGUCCUUGCCUAGUAAUGAUGUCUCAGCGUAGAAGUUGCAUGGCAAAUGAUAAAUUUGAAUUUCCUUAUUUUCCCCACCACGAUAGAGUGAAUUGUCUGUCACUCAGCUCCUGCUGCUGUCAGCACUCUGCUGUGCUGCCGUUUUGCUGGUCAGCAGCGAUUCUCUGUCUUUGUUGAGCUUGACCCUAACCGCCCGCCCCUCCACAAGCGGCCCCCGUUGUUUCCCAUGCUAAUUGAGCAGGGGAAAGCGACGAGGAGGUAGCAAGCUGCGACUGCUCCAAAAUCAACCAAUUCGACUUCCGCGACUCAAUAAGAUACUUAAGUAGAAAAACAAAACUCAGCAAGAAUAUGUAAUGCGGGUAUUCUUGAUCUGCGUCGAAUUUCAUACGAUUUCCCCCCUGACACUGCCAUUGGCUUCGCUGAACAUGUAGAAAAGCUGCGCGCUUGCUUUGCUGACUUCGGGCCAUUCGACAUACGCCUGGUCAAAACGAGUGCAGAUCUUUACGUGCGCACAGAGGAGGAUGCAGGAGGUCGCACUCGAGUAGAUGGAAAUGUUGUCCUCGAAACGGAUGGAGGGACUGAUGAUUUUGCUGACGCUGUUGUUGCUACCUCGGAUACAACUGUAGCUGCAAGCGUGGCACGUGGAGGUGACACGUUGUCAAUGAUUGGCAAUUUUCGUGGAAACAAAGGAGACGGGGUCCUUCCGGCUAGUCCACAAGCCGUGAAUCGGUCGUCUGACAUAUCAGAGGCGAAGCUGGCCCACUACACACGCAUGCUUGAAAAAAACCCAAAACUUCGGAAGCUUUUCGAGAGAGAAACGGCAGACAACCUCCACAUGGCUGACGCACUCUCUACGUCGGCGGAAGAGCAGAAGCUGUGGCAGAAGCAAAGUUGCGUUGAGCAGCAACAUGAUGAAGGAGAACAGAGCAGCUGCAAUGGGCAUCUUCUGAAGCGCAGGCGCCACUGCGAGGACGUUUUAGAUCAGCAUGGGGCGGUAGCCAUGCUUGAGGAGGACAAGAAGAAACAUCGGGUAGAAGUAUUCCCGCCGCGAAGCGCAUCAAGUCGCCGCAUCGUCGCAACCGAUGUGGAAGAUCGAGGCAGAGGAGAAAUAAAAACGCAAAAUGCGACGCAUGCAGAGAAUCAGGAGGCAGAAAGAGCUCGGCUGCGCUCACCAACAUCUUUGUGCUCAGAAGACGCAGACGGGGUGCAGUUUUCCGAAGGCGCCAAGAGCAGCCAGGUAGGACGACUAGACAGUAGAGGUCCAUCUACUUCUUAUGAUGAAUUUAUUGGACGACGAUCACGCCCAUCUUUGUCGGCAACGGUACCGCGACCACGCUCGAGCAGCAUACAAGAACAUGACCACUCCGCCCUGCCAAGAACUAGAGCUUCCCUUCGCCGGAGUGAGAGUCGUUUGAUCGACGGGUUAAUUCUUCCCGGUGGGGAAUCCACCGCAAUGACUAUCAUAGGCGCGGCAUUGCGUGCGGACCUGCUUCACUACAUUCACCAGAAGCGCCGACCUGUCUGGGGCACGUGUGCGGGCUGCAUUUUGUUGGCUGAGCAGGUUACAGAACCGCGAGAGGGCGGUGGGGUAGAACUAGAAGUUUCACCUCCUGACGAAAAUGGUAAUCAUCCUGUUCUUUUUGACGAAAAGGCGCAAGAAGAAGAGGGCAGGCGGUGGUGGAAGGUUGGGGGCGACAAGACCAACCCGGUACAAGAGCACCUGAGUUCUACUGGAGAUCUGGAAGCGCAAGAUGAGGCUGUACAGGCUAGUACGGAGCAUAAUUCUGACGACCACAACUUGAACUUCACCGCUCUAUCGACGAGCCGACGUCCAGGCGUACUAGCAAUCCCGACAUUGGUUGAUGUACAGCCUGCUUCUACUUGUAGUUCAGACGCCGACCACGACGUGGCCGCAAGAACUGAAUCCGCUCCAAGGUCGCUUUUCGGAUUGAAAAAGUAUGGAGCGUCCCUCGGCGGACUCCCAGUCCGGGUUCGACGGAACUACUUCGGGCGCCAGGUGGAUUCUUUCUCUGUGCGCUUCGGGACGACAGACACUCACCCGGCGUUCCGAGGUCAAGACGCGAUAUUCAUCCGCGCGCCUGUGAUAGAAAAGAUACUGGACGACGGGGACGAUCAUGGCGUGGACGAUAAAAAUCUGAGCCCUGCUUCUAGUGUAGCUCCUCCUUCUACAUCUACAACCACUCGUGGAAGUGUGGCACUACAAACGACGUUGAGCGAAAAAGACAAAGGACACGAUGGUCCUCAGCGAAUCGCGCUGGAAGAUGCGUCCAGAAGCAGGACGAGGACGACCUCCAGGACACAAGUGGAAGUGCAAGUUCUUGCAACGAUUCAGCCGCCACGAAGUUCUCCGUCCGGUUCGGGCGGUCGUGGUAAGUCCAAGUCGUGGUCCUCGUCGAGGAGCUAUGGAAGUGUCAGAAUCGAAAUUGACAAAAUCGAAAAAUUUGCAAUGCACAGAAUUGAUGUCAGUUGGAGCGAGCCUCAGAAUCCAAGUGGCGCAUGACAAAUUUCGGGAGCGCCCCAAUCCAGUCUGUCAUGCUGUUUGGGCAAAGGAGACUGCUCCUGUCGUGCUACUCUGGCAGCACAUUGCAUACCCCUCAACAGGCUUACAAUCGGCCCCAUUUGCCUGCUCCUCAAUACAGCCUUUGAGUGCCCUACAUUUUAUGCAUCACAAAUUUUUCGAUUUUGUCGAUUUCGAUCCUGACACAUCCAUAGGAGCUCCAGCCAGAGUAUACCGAGGGGGGCGGCGGCGCGCCCCGAGGAAAACCUCAUCGUGGCCGUAUGACACCGUCAGAAUGGAAAUCCUCAACGUGGAAAUAAUUUGUGAUGCAUGAAAUGCGACACCAAAAACACUGUAUUGCAGAGAACGCAAUGGAGGCCGACUAUUGUGCUUCUACGGGUUCAGAAUUGGGCUGCUGAUUAGCAUGAGAGAAGGGCACCCCUUUGCCUAACUAGCAUGACAGACACGCUUUGAGUGCCCGGAAAAUUUGUCAUGCGCCGGCUAGAAACGGUGCUCCAACUGGAGUCGUUUUUUUGCAUCACAAACACAAAUUAUUUUCACUUUGAGGAUUUCCAACCUGAGGCUUUCAUAGGCCGUGCGAGCAGGACACGUUCUGGGCACGUGCUUUCAUCCGGAGCUUGUAUCGCAAGGAAAAAUCCCCCCUCCCCAUAUUGAAGAGGUAGGUUUUCGAAAAUUUGUGUUGCUGAUUUGAGGUCACAAAUCACAUUUGUGCUGCAAGAAGACAAGGGCAGCAGCUUCCGUCCCAUUAUGGAGCCGGUUUGUCAUGCUGUUGAGCCAACACCACGGACGCUUUUCAUGCUAAGCGCCUAAGUCAAAGCCUCUCUACUCAGGCUUGAUAUGGGUCUGCAGUCCUCUCCAGCAAGACAAAUGCGAUUUGUGUACUCAGAUACUGCAUCACAAAUCUCGUUUUCGAUAUGGGGAGGGGGAGUUUUUCUUUUUGAUAGCUUGUCAGAGCUGACCUUCCUGAUGAAGAUGCUGAAGCCCCCGCCGCAGAAGUGGUCGCAGAUGGAACUACAGCGAAGACUGCUGGUGGAUGUGGUCCGCCAGAAUUAUCUCGCAGCUGCGCAAUAACCUCUUCGCAACUUCUGCCGACGUCACCAUAUGCACAUCGGUAUUUCCUACACGACAUGGUCGGAUGGGCUCUACUGAAGAAGGAAGCUCCUGGUUCUUCUUCCGCGGCUACGAUGCUGCGGCAAGGAGAAGCAAGGCCGUCACGAAUUCUAUCCAGCGCCACUGGGAGCAGUUCUGCAACGAGUGCAAAAAUAAUGAGAAAUGCACCAUGCAGAUGAGAUCUUCACAUGCAUCAAGUGCGUCAGGCGGGGAGAAUUGAGUUGCCAAGCAUCGCUGUGGUGCGUCCCAGCGUGGUCUAGUACUACGCUUUAUUUAUUUCGCAAAACAAAGGCGCAGCCGCAGCGGCAGUGGAUGCUCGUCGUUCCGUGCUUGUUAAGCUUGGGAAGCCCCUUCAGACCGAUACGACCAGUCUUAAUGUUAUUGAUUAUCUGGUACUGGUUCUUCUUGUUGGAUCACGAGCAAGAACGAGAGGCUGACUCCCGCAGCUGCUCCGCGGCGUACGCAGUGUAAUUGAAAUUGAAAGUUAUAACAAGGGCAAAUUAAUGAUCUAAAGUCCUCGUCAUAGCGUGAUGUGUCCCUCUUUUGCCGAUUUCGGCAGAGAGCUCCAUAUGAAGGAUAUCAACAGCAACAGGUAGAAGUUACGCAACUAAGUAGGAGGUUGCUGUACUACUUGCUGCACCUUGUGCUCCUCCAGAAACUUCGCACUCGCGCCGGAUAGUGCUGCUCCACGUCCGACAUUACCAAAGCAUUCGCAACAUGCGUGCGGCUGCCGACGCGCACAUGCGUGCCGACAUAGCGCUUGACGCGCUCCCACAUGAUUGAUUAUUCGCC